Messenger RNA from Schistosoma turkestanicum, 996 nucleotides. NCBI's taxonomy places the organism in Eukaryota, Metazoa, Platyhelminthes, Trematoda, Strigeidida, Schistosomatidae. The record is from the annotation of a GenBank genome assembly.
AUGCAAAAAUAUACUUUAAGAAUAUGUUAUGGACAAUUCAAGAUAUCAUUUUAUAUUACUGUAUGGUUAAGCAUUCUGCUAUUAGCAUUAACUAUAUUUAAUCGAAUAUACUCGAUUAAAUAUCAAAUUCAAUUAAUCAAUACUGUGAAAAGAAAUAGCAUUAAGUCAUAUGAUCCACGUGAUUCACCUUUCAUAUUUAUUGGAGGACAUCAAAGUACAGGUACUGGAUUAAUGCGCAUUCUUCUGGAUAUUCAUCCAUUAGUUCGUUGUGGACCAGAACCAAUUGUCACGAGAGAGAUGUUAAGGUAUAGAAGACAUUUGGAAGGCAUAAGCAAUCAAUUGUUACAGUCUGGCAUUACUGAUUAUGUGUUGGAUGAUUCAACUGCAGCAUUCAUUGCAACAGUUAUUCAGAAAAUGGGACCUCAAGCAGAAAGACUAUGUCAUAAGGAUCCCUCGUCAUUUUUAUAUCUUGAGGAAUUGGCUGAUAUUUUUCCAAAAGCAAAAUUUAUUCAUAUGAUUAGAGAUGGAAGAGCCGCUAUUGCAUCUACAAUUCAUCGUGGUAUACAUCCAUAUUAUACACUCGAGAAUGUCACAGCAGCAAGUUUUGCUUGGGAGAGAACAACAUCAAAAAUGUCAGAGGAUUGUCAAUAUAUUGGCAUAUCUCGUUGCCUACCUGUUCGCUAUGAAUGUCUGAUAUUGAAUCCACGUGAUGAGAUUAAAAAAGUUCUUGAUUUUCUUGAACUACCAUGGGAUGAUAAAUUAUUGGAACAUGAAAAAUUUGUUAAUAACACGUCCAUGUUAAACAAAUAUGAAGCUAGUUCAAUACAAAUAGUCAAAUCUAUGCAUAACCAAUCAUUAGAUGCAUGGUCACGAAAUGAUUCAGCGAUUCCCAUGGAAUUUUUCAAAUUUAUCAGUGAUAAUAGUACACUUUUAAAAUCAUUAGGUUAUGCAACAGGUGAAAUUCCACCAAACUAUAAAAACAUCUGCAAUAAUUGA